This is a messenger RNA of Castor canadensis (American beaver), 2730 nucleotides long. The record is from RefSeq and is a predicted model, not a curated record. Lineage: Eukaryota; Metazoa; Chordata; Mammalia; Rodentia; Castoridae.
UAUAAUUUACACCGCAGCGGACGCAGCUGCACAAAGACAUUUGGGAAGGGAACAGGGCUCAAGCCAAGGAAAGACCCUGCAGCCAUCUUGGAAGCCCUGCACCUUCUCAGCCCCCCCAGGAACCCCAAGCCAGGGAGCACCAAGGGGACUUUUUUUUUGGAGGGGGGAUCUCUGACCACCCCACCCCAUCUUCGGAUCGAGCUGGACACUCAUUGGACCGCAGUUUAGGGGUGGGGCCCCACCUGGAAGUCAUAAAAGGUCUGAAGGAGGAGACCAAGGCUCAGUUUCUCUUUGGGGACGAGCCUUCCAGUAAAGGAGAAAAAGAAAAGGCAAAGACUCUGGACUUUUGGGGACCUGGUGGCCUCCGUGUUGUAGGACUGGAGUUGGACCUGGGCAGGGCAGGGCUGGCUUCUCCUGCUUCCUGACAGAGAGAGAGAGAGAGAGAGAGAGAGAGAGGGAGACGGAGCCAAGCUGAAGCCACCAUGCCCUUCCUGUGGCUCCCUGUGUUCGGGAUGCUGGUGACUGGACUGCUGCAAACCCCGAAAGAUGCGAAGCCCCCCAUCACGAACUUGAGGAUGGAACCCAAGUAUAAAAGACUGACUUGGGAGCUGAGCGGGAAUGUCUCUGACGUUUGGUGCCUUAAAGGUGGCACGCACAAGAAACGGGCAAACGACAACAGGUACUGUCAAUACCUCACGCUGUCCCUCUGCAAAGUGACAAAUUACACCGUCCAAGUUGGCCACCCGCCGUUCUCAGCCUGGAUCCUCUUCCCUGAACCCGAUAAGAACCCGGAGGCGGCAGCUGCAAACCUGAGCUGCAGGGUGCACGACGUAGACUUUGUCACCUGUCACUGGGCCGUGGGCAAGGUGGCCUCCGGCGACAGUGUCCAGUACCAGCUUUUCUGGAUGGACAAGUAUGUGUGCCAAGUCCACUUCCAGGGAAGGGGGGGGUGGCUGCUCACUGACCCCCAAAAUCUUGUCACCUGUCACAGGGACAAUAUGGAGCACGAGUGUCCACGUUACAGCAAGAAUGAGCACGGGGUGCAUGUCCAGUGUCAUUUUUACAAUGUCACGAAGUAUCCCCAGAGUUUCAAGGUCAUGGUGAGGGGGAUCAGCCAAGGGCACACCGUCUCCUGCACACAGUUCCACCAAAAUAUGAACUACUACGAGGUGCUAAGUCCACCAAAUGUCACCGCAGACUGCAAUAAGAGUCACUCCUUCAUGAUGUGGCAAAUGUUCAGCCAUUUCACAAAGGACUUCGAGUACGACCUUCACAUCCUCAAGGAAUCGCAAUCUGGUAAAAAUAAGAACCCCGAAGUCUUCACAGCAAAAGACAUCAAAACCGAAUUCUACACCCUACCCAACCCCGGAGCCUACACAGUGCAGAUCCGCGUCAGGGCAGAUCUUCUGAACCUGGCCAGCGCCUGGAGCACCCCGAAAAGGUUCGUGUGUGACACGGAUGAGGAUAAGCGCACACGUGUGUGGCGGACAGCUCUGCUGGUGGCCCUGGGGACUCUGGUCAUGGCGCUGGGGACAUUUUUCUUCUGCAAGAAGUGCUCUUUACCUCAGAAGCUGUUCCCCCCGAUCCCAAAAAUGAAGGACCCCAUCGGUGACAACCCUCAUGAUGAUAUGAUGGCCUGGGAGGCUGCCCAAGAUGACUGCCCAGUGACACAAUUGCAAAUUUUAGCAGAAAAAUGAAGCCAGGAGCUCAAGAGUCCCCCGCAGAGGGGACCGACCAGGUCCUGCCCAGUCCAGGGACAGAUGGACACUUACAGAAAGACACCAAUGUGACUUACAUGGAAUGAUAAAGUCAUUGUGCCCAGUGUCACUUGCUACGCCGAAUGGUCACUAGUGUCCAGUUGGUGGACCCCAACCUGUCACCUCCCAUGACAUUCCUGGACUUGUCACAUCUUUCCUCGGGUAAUUCCUUGUCCCCAAGUGGACACCUGAACAGGUGGACAAUUGCAGUCACACUCCUGUCUUGUCCACCACAAGCUGUCCCCUGUCGUCCCCCCCCAGCUAUGGUGUCCUGGGAGCAAAUUGGGGGAGGGGGAGGUGGUGUGUCAGCACCUUGUUCAUUUAAUCAGCAGGGAAUGGGAUUUUGGGGUGUCCCCUCUGUGCACGGAAGGCAAGGGACAGACAUGACCUUGCUGUGAAGUCACAGACAGAAAUGGCCGGAAGUUCUGACCUGGUAGGAUCUGGGCAACUGAGUCACAGAAACAUGGAUUUGUAGGUGUCGAAGUGACCAAGUGUGAUUAAGCAAAGCCAUAAUUAGCAGGUUAAAAUCUAACAGGGCAGAAAUGUCCCCAUACCCAUUCCAGCAGCUACAAUGACUUCCCAGGAGGGGGCACUGCGUCGUAAGUUCCCGCUGCAGAGGUCAAGGGGUCAUCGUGGGGUGUCCUGGGGACACACAGGGGGAUGAGGGGUUCACAGAACCCCCGUGACCCAGAGGACACCUGAGGUCCACUUUGCAAGUAUGACAUGGGCACACCUCAGUCCCUUGACAAGAAAAUUUUUUUGCACAAGCCAGGCAUGGUAGGUCACGCCUGUAAUCCCAGCUACUUGGGAGGCUGAGGCAGCAGCAACGCUCAGGGGUUCAGUGAGAUCCCCUCAACUCCCAUGGAGGAGAAAGUGGGGACGUGACUCCCCUGAAACAAGAAUCCUAAGUAAUGGGUCCCGGGAAGAGGACGAGAUUCCAUCUGGGAAACCAACACCCUGUGGCAUCGGGGGC